Messenger RNA from Phytophthora infestans T30-4, 815 nucleotides. RefSeq names its product 3-demethylubiquinone-9 3-methyltransferase, putative. The record is from RefSeq and is a predicted model, not a curated record. The transcript is spliced from 4 exons. Lineage: Eukaryota; Oomycota; Peronosporomycetes; Peronosporales; Peronosporaceae. Gene Ontology annotation, molecular function: 2-methoxy-6-polyprenyl-1,4-benzoquinol methyltransferase activity. Gene Ontology annotation, biological process: ubiquinone biosynthetic process. Bases 57 to 815 code for a protein of 252 amino acids.
UCAAGAUGCUGACUCGCACCGCACGGCUGACUGCGCGUGGCUUCAAUGCUUGCGCCAUGUUCUCUACUGUGGUGGAGGACGAAGUACGCAAGUUUAAUGCUGCAUCUUCUGAUUGGUGGACUCCCAAGAGCACGACGGGCGUAGGACCUCUGCAUCAGAUCAAUCCUGUGCGUGUCAAGUACAUUCGUAGCCAUGUGAUCGAGCACUUUGGUCAUACGACGGACGAAGACCCCAUGCCCCUACGCGGUCUGCGAGUGGCGGAUGUGGGCUGCGGUGGCGGAAUUCUGUCCGAGGCGUUGUGUCGCAUUGGAGGCACCAUGGUGUCUGCUGACCCUGGUGAGGACAAUAUCGCAGCAGCGAAGAAACACGCCGCUAUGAGCCGUCACACUAACACUAUCGACUACCGUCAGUGCACAUCUGAUGACUUGGUGGUCCAGGGAGAACAAUUCGAUGUGGUCUGCUCGCUAGAAGUUAUUGAGCACGUGUCCGACGUGUCUGCUUUCCUGCACUCGCUCACGCCUCUGGUGAAGCCGGGUGGUUUGCUGUUUCUGUCAUCGAUUAACCGCACAGCACUGUCUGCUGCGCUUGCUAUUGGCGCUGCAGAGUACGUGAUGCGAAUUGUCCCUCCAGGAACGCACGAUUGGAAUAAGUUUGUGCGGCCUGAUGAGAUCGAGACCGAGUUGAGGAAAAACGGAUUUACUGUGAAGGACGUGUCGGGUAUUGUAGGUGAUCCGAUAUUCCGCAGCUGGCGUAUUCACCCUACGUGUACGGAUAUCAACUACAUCCUGUGCGCCACCAAGCCUCAAGAGAAAUAG